UAUAUUUACGUUUUGAAUUUGUUGCUCUUCAACUAUUAUAAAUAGCCCAUCAAACCCCUAGAAAGGAUUAGGGCUAUAACAUUUCACCAAACUCAAAAGAUACAAGUUUAAGACCAUGAAGAAGCUAAUUUCUCUCUUCCCUCUCCUCUUUCUCGUUCCCCUCUUAGCCUCAUGUGCUGAAGAAAAACAGGUGUAUAUUGUCUAUUUUGGAGAACAUAAAGGUGAUAAAGCCUUACAUGAAAUAGAAGAACAUCAUCAUUCUUAUCUUCAAUCGGUUAAAGAAUCCGAAGAAGACGCUAGAGCAUCGCUAUUGUAUAGCUACAAACAUAGCAUCAAUGGCUUUGCGGCUGAGUUAACACCCGACCAAGCCUCUAAACUAGAAAAAUUGGCAGAGGUUGUUUCGAUAUUCAAGAGCCAUCCAAGAAAAUAUGAAGCGCAUACAACACGGUCAUGGGAAUUUGUAGGAUUGGAGGAGGAAGAAACCGACAGUGAUGUUCCACGUCGAAAAAAUGAUGCGGAUGAUCGGUUUCGUGUGGGAAGAAAUUUUUUGAAGAAGGCAAAGCAUGGUGAUGGAAUCAUCGUCGGUGUUCUUGACAGUGGUGUGUGGCCAGAAUCAAAGAGUUUCAAUGACAAAGGAAUGGGACCAGUUCCAAAAUCAUGGAAAGGAAUCUGCCAAACCGGAGUUGCCUUCAACUCUUCUCACUGUAACCGGAAAAUUAUUGGAGCGAGGUAUUACGUGAAAGGAUACGAAAGAUAUUUCGGAGCGUUCAACGUUACAGAAACCAAAGACUUCUUGUCUCCACGAGAUCCCGACGGACAUGGGUCCCACACAGCCUCCACUGCUGUUGGCCGUCGAGUCUACGGUGCAUCCGCACUUGGCGGUUUCGCCAUGGGCUCAGCCUCUGGCGGUGCACCGUUAGCUCGUCUAGCUAUAUACAAAGCUUGUUGGGCCAAGCCCAAUGUGGAAAAAAUUGAAGGAAAUACCUGUCUAGAAGAGGACAUGCUUGCCGCGAUCGAUGACGCGAUCGCUGAUGGCGUUCACGUCAUCAGCAUUUCUAUCGGAACGUCCGAGCCUUAUCCAUUUUUACAAGACGGAAUCGCGAUGGGGGCGUUGCAUGCGGUUAAGAGGAAUAUUGUGGUAGCUGCUAGCGCUGGGAAUUCAGGGCCAAAGCCGGGAACUUUGUCGAAUAUGGCACCGUGGAUUAUAACCGUCGGAGCUAGUACUCUUGAUCGGGUUUUCAUCGGCGGUCUUGUUCUUGGCAAUGGCUAUACAAUCAAGACGAAUUCUAUAACGGCAUUUAAAAUGGACAAAUUUGCACCUCUUGUUUACGCUGCUAACGUGGUUGUUCCCGGCAUUGCAUUAAACGAUUCAUCGCAAUGUUUACCAAAUUCACUAAAACCGGAGCUUGUGACUGGUAAAGUGGUCUUGUGUUUAAGAGGAGCCGGUACAAGAAUCGGUAAAGGUAUAGAGGUAAAACGAGCUGGAGGAGCUGGUAUGAUUCUCGGAAAUGUCGCGGCUAACGGCAAUGAAAUUCCGACGGACUCUCACUUUGUUCCGACUGCCGGGGUUACACCAACAGUGGUCGAUAAAAUUCUAGAGUACAUUAAAACCGAUAAAAAUCCGAUGGCAUUUAUCAAACCAGGGAAAACGGUUUACAAAUACCAAGCAGCUCCUUCCAUGACCGGGUUUUCUAGCCGCGGACCAAACGUUUUAGAUCCCAACAUUCUAAAGCCGGACAUUACCGCACCCGGACUGAACAUACUGGCUGCAUGGAGCGGCGCAGAUUCACCGAGCAAAAUGUCAGUAGAUCAAAGAGUUGCAGAUUAUAACAUCUACUCAGGAACUUCAAUGUCUUGUCCUCAUGUCGCCGGUGCAAUUGCUCUUCUCAAAGCCAUUCAUCCCAAAUGGAGUAGUGCUGCUAUAAGAUCUGCUCUUAUGACCUCUGCUUGGAUGACUAACGACAAGAAGAAACCGAUCCAAGACACUACUGGUUUACCCGCAAACCCAUUUGCACUUGGGUCAGGACAUUUCAGACCAACUAAAGCUGCAGAUCCCGGUUUAGUCUACGAUGCAUCAUACCGAGCUUACCUUCUCUAUGGCUGCUCGGUUAAUAUCACCAAUAUUGACCCGACAUUCAAAUGUCCUAGUAAAAUCCCUCCCGGUUAUAAUCACAACUACCCGUCAAUCGCAGUCCCGAAUCUCAACAAGACGGUGACCGUUAAAAGAACAGUUACAAAUGUUGGAAAUGGUAACUCAACAAGUACAUACUUAUUCAGCGCUAAACCGCCAUCGGGUGUUUCGGUUAAGGCUAUACCGAAUGUAUUGUUCUUUAACCGGAUUGGUCAGAAGCAGCGGUUUAAAAUCGUUAUUAAACCACUAAAGAACCAGGUGAUGAAUGCGACAGAAAAGGGUCAAUACCAAUUUGGAUGGUUUAGUUGGACAGAUAAAGUCCAUGUUGUGAGGAGUCCUAUUGCUGUUUCCUUAGCUUGAUUGUUGUUUGCUUUUGGGAUGGUUUUAUUAGUCGGUUUGGAUGUUAUAGAGGUCAAAGUGAAAGAAAUAGAAAAUCUUUUUCUGAUCA
Molecule: messenger RNA, 2579 nt
Organism: Arabidopsis lyrata subsp. lyrata
Lineage: Eukaryota; Viridiplantae; Streptophyta; Magnoliopsida; Brassicales; Brassicaceae
Product: subtilisin-like protease SBT5.6
Exons: 9
Coding region: 116-2491 (791 amino acids)
Biological process (GO): proteolysis
Molecular function (GO): serine-type endopeptidase activity
Source: RefSeq, a predicted model, not a curated record